Molecule: messenger RNA, 3395 nt
Organism: Perca fluviatilis (European perch)
Lineage: Eukaryota; Metazoa; Chordata; Actinopteri; Perciformes; Percidae
Product: plexin domain-containing protein 2
Exons: 14
Coding region: 299-2062 (587 amino acids)
Source: RefSeq, a predicted model, not a curated record
CCAGAACAGAAUAUCAUUCCUGAGAAGACUGAACGGACGCACAGAUGGUCUGUGGACAAUCUGAAACAUGGACGUACGUGUGUAUCCAUGCAUGGACAUCAACAUGCCGAGAAACUUUACGUUAGGGUACAUUAAUUGUAAAGUUUGCGUCGUUUAAGUCUUGCAUGUUUUUUUCCCCUUCUAAUUAGACAAGUAACGUUUCCGUUAGGUACUUUUUUUACCAACAGUGAGACGUUGGACGGUCCAGGUCACAGGCGCAAACUCACAUGCGCCAAAUAAAAAAUGUUGCGCUUUUAAGAUGCGAUACGAACUAAGAGGAAGGAUGGCAAUGACCCUGACAAAGACAGUUAAUCUCAUCACAGGACUGGUCAUUGUUUUCCAGUUACAAAUGAGCUUCAUGAAGCUAAAAUCCGCUUAUGGAGUCUACCGUACUGACACACAGGGGCUAUCUUCUCCAGAGGAAGGGUCGUAUGUAGUCGCAGGGAACAACAAACCCAGGGAGACGCGUCCCAGGUCUGGGGCCCCUGGCUGGGCUGCAGACAACAGGGGCCACUACAGAGACCAGCACCAACCAGAAGAGUCAGAUCCAGACCUGCUGAUGGAGAACGGUCACGACAAUGCUACACAGAUUGUGGACAUUGAUCCCGCCUACUAUACAUCUAAAAUCUACGGUUCUGGAGACUCAGCCAGCAAAGGGCUGUGGGUGAACAUCGAUGAGAUGGAAGAGGAUGAGUGGAAGGUCUGUGGCUUCCUGUCCAGCACCCACAGACAAGCUGAGAGAGUGAAGCUUUCCUUCGACUUCCCUUUCUACGGACAUAUACUAAAAGAAAUCACAGUGGCAACUGGAGGUUUCAUUUACACUGGAGAUAUAAUCCACCAAAUGCUCACAGCCACUCAGUACAUCGCCCCUUUGAUGGCGAAUUUUGACCCAAGCCAGUCCCAAAACUCGACUGUGUUUUACUUUGAUAACGGCACUGCCCUGGUGGUUCAGUGGAACCGGAUGUACCUCCCAGACAACAUCAGUCUAGGAUCUUUCACCUUCCAGGCCGCUCUGCACAGUGACGGACGUAUCAUCUUUGCAUACAAAGAGAUUCCUUUAGACAUCAACGGCAUCAGCACUGAGAAUCAUCCUGUCAAGGUGGGCUUGUCGGAUGCUUUUGUGGUUCUUCAUGAGAUAGAGCAGAUCCCCAAUGUUCGGAGGAGAACCAUUUAUGAGUAUCACAAAGUCGACAUCCUCAAGUCCAAAAUCUCCAAUUCUACAGCUGUGGAGAUGCUACCUCUCCCAACAUGUCUCCAGUUCUCCAGCUGUGGUCCAUGUGUCACUUCUCAGAUUGGCUUUAACUGCAGCUGGUGCAGUCGUCUACAAAGAUGCUCCAGUGGCUUUGAUCGUUACCGGCAGGACUGGGUCGACCUAGGCUGCCCGGAGGAGAGAAGAGAUCCCCGGUGUCUCCGAAUGACAGACGUAACAAACGCCACAUCUCGCCACCUCACACAUACGACCACUCCUGUUACAGCGACUGCAAUGCAUCAGAAGACCUCCAGCACGACCUCCAUCCCCCUCCGCAGUACAUCCACUGUCACCAACCCCUCAACACAUAGCAGCACAAGCAGAAGAAUAAUAUCCACUCAACAGCCUCCUACCAGCAAACCUGCCGAAGAUGACACAAAGAUAUCUUUGCACAUCAAUGAAGCACCAGAAGACGAGGAGACCACAGAGAGUGAUGGGCCACAGCCUGGUCUUCUGGCAGGAAUCAUCAUGGUGAUGGUGAUCAUGGGAGCAGCCGUCCUUGUGUCUGUCUACAUGUACAACCACCCCACCUCCAGCGCCAGCCUCUUCUUCAUGGAGCGGCGACCGACCCGGUGGCCGAUCAUGAAGUUCAGACGGGGCUCCGGGCGCCCUUCUUACGCCGAAGUGGAGGCUCCUGGUCAGGACAAAGACGGCAUGGUGGUCAUCGACCCUAAACAGUCUUUUGUCAUGUCAGACAGAAGAGAGAGUGAACAGAAAGAAGGAUUCAUAGUUCCUGAUCAGAGGGAGCGCUUCCUAGUCUCAGAGAGCUCCUGACCAAAACUACGUAUCCCAGAAAGCUUUGGGACAGAGCUGGACCUUUAUGUAAGGGAGACUUAUUUCCAUUCAGCUGUUGCUCAAAGUCGUUUUAAGGACAGACUUUGAGUGUUCAGAGAGGAAACCACCAAGCCUCUAUGAGGAAAAUGUAACUAGAGAAUAUUUUAUUCACAGUUUUUAGGCAUAACAUAAAAAAGAUAAAAACUUGUGAUUACUGCAUCACAAAGAGCGAGAGGUGACGCUGCUGAAUGUUUGUUUAAGACCAUUUCUCUCAAAGACAGCUGUUAUUUUUCCAGAGCUGUUAUGCGUCGUUUCAAACCUUCACAAGAAGGAAUGUCAUAUUCGGGUGUCAUUUCCUCAUCUCAAAAAUACAGACUAAAUUCCUCACCAUUACACCCACCUUCAUCUGAGGGGCGAACAGGGUGCACAGUGUUUUCACUGCUGUUUACCUCCGAGCAUAACAUUUUUACAGUGAAGAAAAGCCUGCAAGCUUUUUAAUUUCUACUUUAUUUUCUGAACUUAAUAAUAAAAGGCAGAAAACAUAAUUACUGAUUAGUUUGCUGUACAAACAUCCACAACCAUGGAAAAAAACACAGGUCUAUAUUUUAGACAUGAUACAGUCUCGCAACAAUUUUCUAACAUGCUAUAAUUGUUCCCACAUGUGUAAUCUGUAUAUUUAUGAUACAAUGGUAAAAAUUGCAGGUUUUAGAUAGUGGCUUAUAAUUUAGUGUUUUUCAGUCACUGUACAGUAUAGCUUUCUUUAUCAGCAAGUUAAAUGGACAGCUAAUGAUGUUAAAAUGAAGUCUUUCAAAAGUGUUAUUAAAACAUUAGGAUUUUUUCGAACACAUGCUGUUAUACAAUGUAAUAAUUUCACCAGUUCUCUCAUUUUUUUGGGAAAUCUAAAAAAAAGUCCUAAAACUCACAUGUUCAAAAGUUGUGAUUUUCUAGUGAGCUGAUGGUUUAACCUGCUCCUUCUCUAUAUCAGAUUGAUCGAUGCCUAUACAUUUUCAGAACUGUUAAGGAGUUUCAUCUACUGUAUGUUUUGGUAAGAUUACACGAGAAUCAACAGUUUCCUCCAGUGACAUACAGUACUAGUGUCCUGUAUUAUUUGUGUUUUCAUGUUUAGUCUAAAAAUGAAAUUAAGGCAAUGGAACUUAAGACCGGCCUGUAGGCUGCAGAGUGAGAGGGUCAAGGCACUGCUGUGUUGGAGGUACUGCAAAGGUCCUGGGUCGAUGAUUUAGGUUUCCUUUUUGUCUUCUGACAGAAUUAGACAAAAUGAAAAUGAUGCAUUAAUAGUGAUCUUGAGGUACUAUAAUAAAAGAGUCCAAUAGCA